UCAACGUUCCCAUAUCGAUUACUUGACGAAUUCGCGACAUCCGCGCUUCCAGUCAGCGUUUCGUCGUAUUGUUGCACGCCUGUCCAAAGAUUGGCACUUCCGAGACCUACCUGGUUUUUGACUGACUCAGACCGCGUGACGCUGAUUUGUUUGCCUCUUUUCAUUCCGCCGAAUCGCAGGGCGUCAACACUGUGAAGUGAUAAAAAAACGCCAACGCCGAAUUAACCACUGGUGAAAACGCAUUAAAUCCGCGGGGAAAUGUCUAAGGAUAAAUAGCGCGAAACAAUGAAGCGUAAACUUGAAAAUGUACUUGUGUAGAUGGGAAUGGCAAAAUUGCUUCAGCAAAAUGUCGAUGUAGGCAAAGUUGUUUUCGCGAAUAUUUAACAAGCUUGGGAUUAGCCUGGUAAUCGUUGUUACUUGAACCCGGUCAUCGGCGAAAAAUUGCACCGUGUUACGAAACAGUACCAGAGCAAUUGCGCAUCACGGGAAAUGACUCAUCGGACGAGUCGAAACAUGUCCAGGGGGCUUCGACGCGCUGACGCAUGCCCAGAAAUAGACCGAUAACUCAGGGGAAUUUUCAAACGAUUCGCGGAACCAACGAUGAGUUUAGCCAAUGAGGAGCGAGGCAUAAACCACACUCUGAAACCGUGAUUAGAUAUGCCGGGAGUAUAAGAGCCGAGUGCUUCUCGGUGAUGAGCAGUGCUACGUGAACCGUCAUUCAGUCAACUAACGAAGGCUUUGCUCAGUACUUUUUGGCAUUCUUCAAGUGAUAUCACACGCUUCCCUCUCGCACGUGAACCACUGCAGAGUGAUUAUCGAGACAUCACACUCGUUCCACGUCCCGUUCGACAUCGUCGAGAUGGUGAUGGUCGUUGCACCGCGCAUUGAGCAGCCUGCGCCGGAGGGCGUACCAGCUGAGAACUGGGCAAAGAAGUUGUACCACCAAGCAGAUGAAGCCCAACAGCGAGAAGGCAAUCAAUCCGACUCUUUCUCUGGCUUUAACGUGACCUGUGACCGGUCUUUUCACACCUCGAGACUUCCGGACGGGAAUAUUCCAAGUCUGGAAACUUCACCACACCCCCCAGAUCCCGUAGAGUCUGCAGAAAAUUGCGACGAACCUCUUCGUCAGGAACAACACGGGCCACACUCGGCAUGGCGGCAGGAAGCUGCAGAUGACGAAGACGCUAGCUCGUCCUCGUGCUCGUCGUCGUCGUCGUUCUGUUAUGACGAAGAGUACGCCGAGUGCAGAGAACUUCCUAGAGCACCGAGUGGCCAUCCACCUCCGGAACAUUUCCCUCCACCAGGACAUCCACCUCCUCCACCUCAUCACGGACAUCCGCCACCUCCGCCGCCGGUUCAUCACGGAUUCCAUGGACCUCCUCCCCCUCCUCAUCAUUACGGUCACUAUGGACCACCCGGUCCGCCACCUCCACCUCCCGGUCACCACGGAUUCUACGGGCCGCCAGCUCCACCUCCCCCACCGCAUCACUACCAUCGUCAUGAACCACCUCCAUCAUCUCAUCACAGACAUUUUGGACCACCGGGUCAUCCGCCACCUCCACCUUCGGGUCACCAUGGAUUCCACGGACCCCCACCCCCACCUCCACCUCCUCCACCGCAUUUCUACCAUCAUCAUGGACCACAUCAUCAUCCUCCACCUCCACCACCUCCUUUUCCACACUAUGGGUACCAUGGUUCAGGCCAUCCUCCACCCCCACCUCCUCCUGGUCACCUUGAUCAUCAUGGACCAGCUCAUCAUCCUCCUCCUCCUCCUCCUCCUCCUCCUGGACAUCAUGAUCACCAUGGUCAUCAUGGGAAAGGCCAUCAUCCAUUCCCACCUCCACCUAGUCAUCAUGAUCAACAUGGAGCAGCUCAUCCUCCGCCUCCUCCCAGUCAUCAUGAUCACCAUGGUCAUCAUGGGAAAGGCCAUCAUCCAUUCCCACCUCCACCUAGUCAUCAUGAUCACCAUGGAGCAGCUCAUCCUCCGCCUCCUCCCAGUCAUCAUGAUCACCAUGGUCAUCAUGGGAAAGGCCAUCCUCCACCUCCACCCAGUCAUCAUGAUCACCAUGGACCAGCUCAUCCUCCACCUCCUCCCGGUCAUCAUGAUCACCAUGGCCAUCAUGAGAAAGGCCGUUCCCCACCCCCACCCCCACCUCCACCUAGUCAACAUGAUUACCAUGGAUCAGCUGAUCCUCCACCUUCUCCCGGUCAUCAUGAUCACCACGAUCACCAUGGGAAAGGCCAUCCUCCUCUUCCACCUUCCCCUUGUCGGCAUCAUGAUCGUCAUAUUCACAAUGGGCCAGCUCAUCCUCCUCCUCCGCCUUCUUCCCCUCAUCGCCGUGAUCACCAUGGAGUACGGCAUCAUCCACCACCACCAGCUCGUCGUCAUCGCCGUCACAGUCAUCAUGGCCAUCAUGAAAACAGUGGCCAUCAAGGUCACCAUGGCCAUCACGGACCACCAAGGCCAAGACAUCGUCUUUCCCCAGGGCAGCAUCCGCCAUACGGUCGUCACGAGGAUUCGAACGAACCACCACGCGAUCGCAAAGGCGAUAAGAACGGAGGUCAUCACGGGCAUCGCCGUAACCACGGUCAUCAGAAGAAUACCGAAGACUUCGGGGAAUCAAGAUACCGUACGGAAUAGGAAUCGUUCGGUUGUACCAAAGGCUAAGGGCCUUUCCAGCAAUGGCUGGAUAUAUUGUUACGUGAUCGGAACUGCGAGCUAUUGCAUAUACUACUCUUAUAUUCAUAGAUGUACUCGGUUAAUCUGAUGCUCAAGGAAGGAGGCAUGUUUCCGUUUGGAGAAUACAGCUGCUGUUAUUAAUAUCGCGUCGAAGGAUACCUCGGUGAAUGAUCACGUUGAAGUUAGCAACGUUACCGUAACGAUUCAUACCAAGAAAAAAUCGUUAUUUCGGAUAUUUUGGAACUGUUUGAAAUUCAGUAAACCGUGAUAAAACAAAACAUACUCAUAUUUUGCAAUAUUAGUUCGUUAAAAAUUAUUGUAACAAAUAAAAAAAUAACGUUAUUAACUUCAACCUCUCGGUGAAUGCAACUUCAGCAUUAAUGCAUUAUUUACAUAUUCAACUUGGCAUACGAUGUAUACUCAAUGUUUAUUAAUCCUGCUACUCGUACAUCGAGCAGAGAUAGCAUAUUAUAUUACACAUACGUACAUAUAUAAUAUACGUAUAUUUCUAACAAUUAUUACUAUAUGGGAUAUGGAUCAAUAAAGGUUAAAUACAAUCAAACAAA
Neodiprion fabricii is the source of this 3246-nucleotide messenger RNA. RefSeq names its product extensin-3-like. Bases 860 to 2641 code for a protein of 593 amino acids. The record is from RefSeq and is a predicted model, not a curated record. The transcript is spliced from 3 exons. NCBI's taxonomy places the organism in Eukaryota, Metazoa, Arthropoda, Insecta, Hymenoptera, Diprionidae.